AUGGAGGAACUGGUGGGGCUGCGUGAAGGCUCCUCCGGGAAGCCGGUGACCCUGCAGGAGCUGUGGGGCCCGUGUCCACGCCUCCGCCGAGGCAUCAGAAGGGCCCUGGAGUGGCUGAAAGAGAGGCUGUUCCGUGUGGGUGAGGAUUGGUACUUCCUGAUGGCCCUCGGGGUGCUCAUGGCUCUGAUCAGCUAUGCCAUGAACUUCACUAUCGGGCGUGUGGUCAGAGUGCACAAGUGGCUAUACAGGGAAGUUGGGGACGGUCACCUGCUCCGGUAUCUCUCCUGGACUGUGUACCCUGUGGCCCUCCUGUCCUUCUCCUCUGGCUUCUCGCAGAGCAUCACACCCUUCUCUGGAGGGUCUGGACUGCCAGAACUGAAGACCAUGCUGUCCGGUGUAGUCCUGGAAGAUUAUCUAGACAUCAAGAACUUUGGGGCCAAGGUGGUGGGCCUCUCCUGCACUCUGGCAACAGGCAGUACCAUCUUCCUAGGCAAAGUGGGUCCCUUCGUGCACCUGAGUGUAAUGAUUGCUACUUACCUGGGCCGCAUACGAACCAAGACCAUUGGGGAAGCUGAGAACAAGGCCAAGGAAAUUGAAAUGCUAGCGGCAGCUGCUGCAGUGGGUGUGGCCACGGUCUUCGCAGCCCCCUUCAGCGGUGUCCUGUUCAGCAUUGAGGUCAUGUCCUCUCACUUCUCCGUCUGGAAUUACUGGAGGGGCUUCUUCGCUGCCACCUGCGGGGCCUUCAUGUUCCGCCUUCUGGCGGUCUUCAACAGUGAGCAGGAGACCAUCACUUCCAUCUACAAGACCAGUUUCCGAGUGGAUGUGCCCUUUGAUCUGCCUGAAAUCUUUUUUUUUGUGGCUCUGGGGGCCAUCUGCGGUGUCCUGAGCUGCGCUUACCUUUCCUGUCAGCGGAAUUUUGUUCGCUUCAUCAAGACCAAUCGGUACACCUCCAAACUGCUGGCUACCAGCAAACCCUUGUAUGCAGCUCUGGUCGCCCUGGUCCUAGCCUCUGUCACCUAUCCGCCUGGUGUGGGCCGCUUCAUGGCUUCGCGGCUGUCCAUGGCGGAGCAUUUGCACUCUCUGUUUGACAACAACUCCUGGGCACUGAUGACCCGGAACUCAUCUCCACCCUGGCCUGCAGAGCCUGACCCCCAGAACCUGUGGCUUGAAUGGUACCACCCACAGUUCACCAUCUUUGGGACUCUAGCCUUCUUCCUGGUCAUGAAGUUCUGGAUGCUGAUUCUGGCCACCACGAUCCCCAUGCCUGCUGGGUACUUCAUGCCCAUAUUCACCAUUGGAGCUGUUAUUGGGCGCCUCCUGGGAGAGGCCCUGGCUGUCGCCUUCCCAGAGGGCAUUGUGGCUGGAGGUGAGAUCAAUCCCAUCAUGCCUGGGGGCUAUGCUCUGGCAGGAGCUGCUGCCUUCUCAGGGGCGGUGACCCACAGCAUCUCCACAGCGCUGCUGGCCUUUGAGCUGACCGGACAGAUCGUUCAUGCACUGCCUGUGCUGAUGGCAGUGCUGGCGGCCAAUGCCAUCUCCCAGAGCUGUCAGCCCUCUUUCUAUGAUGGCACCAUCAUGGCCAAGAAACUGCCAUACCUGCCAUGGAUUCGAGGCCGUAAGAUAGGGUCCUACCCCGUGACUGUGGAUCACUUCAUGAACUGCACCCUCACCACCCUGGCCAAGGACAUGCCCCUGGAGGAGGUGGUCAAGGUCGUGACCUCUACAGAUGUGGCUCAGUACCCCUUGGUGGAGACCAGAGAGUCUCAGACCCUGGUGGGCACUGUGGAAAGGACCCACUUGGUGCAAGCCCUCCAGAGGGAGCCAGCUUCCUGGGUUCCAGGCCAACAGCGCUUUCUUCAGGACAUCUUGGCUGGUGGCUGCCCCACACAGCCAGUGACCCUGCAGCUGUCCCCAGAGACCUCCCUGUAUCAGACACACAGCCUCUUUGAGCUGCUGACCCUCCAGACACUGUUCGUGACAUCACGGGGCAGAGCCGUGGGCUCUGUGUCCUGGGUAGAGCUGAAGAAAGCCAUUUCCACCUUGGUCAACCCACCAGCCCCCAAGUGA
Arvicola amphibius (Eurasian water vole) is the source of this 2064-nucleotide messenger RNA. RefSeq names its product chloride channel protein ClC-Ka. Gene Ontology annotation, biological process: transmembrane transport; chloride transport. Gene Ontology annotation, molecular function: voltage-gated chloride channel activity. The record is from RefSeq and is a predicted model, not a curated record. Gene Ontology annotation, cellular component: membrane. Lineage: Eukaryota; Metazoa; Chordata; Mammalia; Rodentia; Cricetidae. The coding region runs from base 1 to 2064 and encodes 687 amino acids. The transcript is spliced from 19 exons.